Molecule: messenger RNA, 2034 nt
Organism: Yarrowia lipolytica CLIB122
Lineage: Eukaryota; Fungi; Ascomycota; Dipodascomycetes; Dipodascales
Molecular function (GO): 5'-flap endonuclease activity
Source: RefSeq, a predicted model, not a curated record
AUGAACAUGGCCGAAUCUCAAAAGAUCCAAAAGGCGUCCUUCUUCAACAUCUGUUCCAACUUUCUGGAGGCCGGCAUCAAGAUCGUGCUUGUUUGUGAUGGAAAAGACAAGCCUGCUGUCAAGCGACUCAAGAAACGGCCGAACUACACCAAGGAACAGGCUGAAAUUACGGCUUUCAGAGAGAUCGCUGCGUCACUAAGAAUUCCAGUGGUGGAUGCAGCUGGAGAAGGAGAGGCCCAGUGUGCUCAUAUGCAGAGGCAUGGACCGGCUGACUUUGCAUACACGGAGGACUCGGAUGUGAUUAUUUUUGGAGCUCGAAAGAUUGUCCGGAAGCUGAAGAAGACGAAAGAGAAGGCCAAGGGUAAGAAUCCUUCUGAAGACAAGGACAGCGACAAGGAAAAGGACAAGAACGCUACCAAGUCUAAACAGAAUGUGGAUGGACGGUUUGCUAUCUACGAGAUGCCUGACGACCACAAGUGGGCUUCUCCAUCCAAGCUGCUGUGUUACGCUAUUUUACGAGGAGGAGAUUACAGCACUGGAGGCAAAUUCAUUGCGGACGCAUAUGCUGGAGCUAUUGCUCAGGGAGGAGAUUGGGCCGAGAGGUUAUACGAGAUAUCCAAACUUGAUCCAAAUAGCAACGUUGUUUUCGAGAGGCCAAAGAAGGAGAAACAGCUGCGCCUAUGGGCCAAAGAUCUGCAAGCAGAAAUCGUCCAACCUCCUGUGCCAAUAAUGUCCAAGGAUGGAUCGAAGCUGCUCAAGAAGACUAUCGUUCCCAGGAGUGACCUGUUCAAAAACAUGGAUAGGAACAUUGGUAACAACGCUGUGGUUGUUGCUCCUGAGCUGGCAAACAUUGAAUCUUAUGCUACUCCUAAGAUUGUGAAGAGAUAUAACUUCACCACAGUUCCCGAGUUCACUCUUGAUCACAAAUUUUUCAGAGACUAUGGUAAGGAGCUGGGUUGGAUCACUAAAGAAGGUGACGAUACUCUGUGGUUCAAACGAAUGGCUCGUCCUCAAAUGGUUCGUUAUCUGAAGGAUAACAACCACAGCAAGUAUUUCAGGUUUGUCAACCAGCGUGACAAGUCAUGCGAUAAAGACGUCUAUCUCAUUGAGUACUGCCCCUACUACAUUGUACAGUACCCCAAUCACAAGUGCAGUCAUUGUGGAGAAGAUGCAUGUCGUCGUAUAAAGAGCUCUGUAUCUGCCAGCAUUCUGAUGCAGAGCCAGUACGAUUACAAGCAGGUCUAUGUCGACCAUUUGACCAAGCCAAGAGCAAAAAAGCCUCGAGCUAAUAAGAAACACGCCAAGUCGUCUUCCUCGUCCUCCUGCGCCUCUAUCACUUCAUUCUUCACCGUCACUAAACCACUUGAGACUGCUUCUCCUCACAAGCAUAAUGAGACGACCAUGCCACAGGCGAUUUCUGAUUCGGACGACAUCAUCAUUGCCGACGAACCGUUUGCGCCAGUGAUUGUAUCUAGUCCCGAGGAGAUUAUGAUCACAGAUGAGAAGCCGGCUUCAUAUGAUGGAAAGUUCGGUUAUGGAGACGACUUCGACUGGGACUUAGCCAUGGGAAAGACUUCUACCAGCAGUAAACCAGCCACAAAACAAUCUGCGCUUCCUGGCUUGACCCGAUCUGCUGCUGCUCUUUCACGGAAGCCAGCAAACAAAGUCGCCAAGAAGAAAUCAGCUGGUGCAAGUCCCACGAAGGCCUCAAAGGCUAGAAAACAAUCAACGCUCAGCUUCCUGUCUUCGAAAACAUCGACGGUGGAAGGAGUUGGAAAUGCCCCAGACAACCUGGGGGCUACCAUAGUUCUCUCGGACACUGAAGAGUCGACCGAAGAAGAUGUGCCAACAACAGUAAAUCUCGAUAGUUCACCUGUGAAGAUUCAGAGAGCCACUCGAAUUGGCACACGGGACUCUGACAAUCAGUUCUCCCAGAACCUCCAAACCUUUACAUCUUCCAAUGAUGGUUACUCUCAGCCUCUGCAGUCCUUUGCUUUUCCACCAGAACCGGAGUUGAUUGAGUUGUCGGAUUGA